AUGCUGGGCCCCGGGGCCCGGGCGGAGGAGGGUAGCACUGGCGAGGGCGCGGCCCCGGGGACCGCGGCGGAGCCUGGGGCAGGGCAGGGGCGGGAGCCAGCGCGGCUGUGCGGCUACCUGCAGAAGCUGUCGGGCAAGGGCCCGCUGCGCGGCUACCGCAGCCGCUGGUUCGUGUUCGACGCGCGCCGCUGCUACCUCUACUAUUUCAAGAACCCGCAGGACGCGCAGCCCCUCGGCCACCUGGACAUCGCGGACGCCUGCUUCAGCUACACGGGCCCCGACGAGGCGGCCGAGCCUGGCGCGGAGCCGCCCGCCCACUUCCAGGUGCACAGCGCGGGAGCCGUCACGGUGCUCAAGGCCCCUAAUCGUCAACUCAUGACUUACUGGUUACAAGAGCUUCAGCAGAAGAGAUGGGAAUAUUGCAACAGUCUCGACAUGGUAAAGUGGGACAGCAGGACCUCCCCGACUCCAGGGGAUUUUUCUAAGGGUCUUGUGGCCAGAGAUAACACAGAUUUAAUUAACCUGCACCCAAAUGCUUCUGCAGAAAAAGCCAGAAAUGUCCUAGCUGUGGAAACUGCCCCUGGAGAGCUGGUGGGAGAGCAAGCUGCAAAUCAGCCCGCCCCAGGGCAUCCAAAUUCCAUUAACUUCUCUUUGAAACAGUGGGGCACUGAGCUCAAAAAUUCAAUGUCUUCUUUUCGUCCUGGGAGAGGGCAUAACGACAGUCGGAGGAGUGUGUUUUACACCAGUGAAGAGUGGGAGCUUUUAGAGCCAAGCCCUAAGGACCUGGAGGAGUCCAUGGUACAGGAAGAAAGGAAGAAGCAGAUCCCUGAAGGAAACAAAGGAGUAACUGGCUCAGGAUUUCCCUUUGAUUUUGGACGUAUUCCCUACAAAGGAAAACGCCCUUUGAAAGACAUGAUUGGAUCGUAUAAAAAUCGCCACAGUAGUGGUGACCCUUCAGCCGAGGGGCCAUCGGGCAGUGGUAGCACCAGCAAGUUGGCCUCCGAGAUGCAGCUGCAGGUCCAGAGCCAGCAGGAAGAGCUGGAAAGGUUAAGGAAAGACUUAUCCAGUCAGAAGGAGCUCGUGCGGCUCCUGCAGCAGACGGUGCGGUCCUCCCAGUAUGACAAGUACUUCACGAGCAGCCGCCUCUGUGAGGGGGUCCCACAGGACACGCUGGGGCUUCUGCACCAGAAGGACGACCAGAUUCUGGGCCUCACUGUAAGGACGCUGAAGAGCAAGGUGGGCGAGCUCAGUGAGCAGCUGGGGAUGCUGAUGGAGACCAUCCAGGCCAAGGACGAGGUCAUCAUGAAGCUCUCCCGACAGCUCAGCGAGUGCGAGGGCAGCGCAUCCUCUCCCACCUCCAUGCCCAGCUUUCCUGUGGCCCUCCCCACAGCCAGGGACCAGCUGGAACUGGACCGACUGAAAGAUAAUCUACAGGGGUACAAAACGCAAAAUAAAUUUCUGAAUAAGGAAAUCUUGGAACUCUCAGCUCUACGGAGAAAUGCAGAAAGAAGAGAGAGGGAUCUGAUGGCAAAGUAUUCUAGCCUGGAAGCCAAGCUCUGCCAGAUAGAAAGCAAAUACUUGAUACUGCUCCAAGAAAUGAAGACACCAGUUUGCUCAGAAGAACAGGGGCCUUCUCGGGAUGUCAUAGCCCAGCUGCUGGAGGAUGCUCUGCAGGUUGAGAGCCCGGAGCAUCCGGAGCAAGCAUUCGUUAAACCUCAUCUUGUCAGUGAAUAUGACAUUUAUGGGUUUAGGACUGUCCCAGAGGAUGACGAGGAAGAGAAGUUGGUUGCCAAAGUCCGAGCAUUGGACCUGAAGACUCUCUACCUCACAGAAAACCAGGAGGUUUCCACUGGCGUCAAGUGGGAAAACUAUUUUGCGAGCACAGUGAACAGGGAGAUGAUGUGCUCUCCAGAAUUAAAGAACCUGAUCCGUGCGGGCAUUCCACAUGAGCACCGUUCCAAGGUGUGGAAGUGGUGUGUGGACCUUCACACCAGGAAAUUCAAGGACAGCAUUAAGCCUGGUUACUUCCAGACCUUGCUUCAGAAGGCUCUGGAGAAACAGAACCCGGCCUCCAAGCAGAUCGAGCUGGACCUGCUGCGGACUCUGCCCAACAACAAACAUUACUCGUGCCCCACCUCGGAAGGCAUACAGAAACUGCGCAACGUCCUGCUCGCCUUCUCCUGGCGGAAUCCAGACAUUGGCUACUGCCAAGGUCUAAACAGAUUGGUGGCAGUGGCCCUCCUAUACUUGGAACAAGAAGACGCUUUCUGGUGUCUAGUCACCAUAGUGGAAGUUUUCAUGCCUCGAGACUAUUACACAAAGACUCUUUUAGGAUCCCAGGUGGACCAGCGGGUGUUCAGAGACCUCAUGAGUGAGAAGCUGCCUCGACUGCAUGCCCACUUUGAACAGUACAAAGUAGACUACACCCUCAUCACGUUCAACUGGUUUCUGGUGGUGUUUGUGGAUAGCGUCGUUAGUGACAUCCUCUUUAAAAUAUGGGACUCUUUCCUUUACGAGGGACCAAAGGUUAUCUUCCGCUUUGCCCUGGCACUUUUUAAAUACAAGGAAGAGGAGAUCCUGAAAUUGCAAGAUUCAAUGUCCAUAUUCAAGUAUCUCCGUUACUUCACUCGCACUAUCCUUGACGCUAGGAAGCUGAUCGGUAUCUCCUUUGGGGACCUGAACCCAUUCCCCCUGCGCCAGAUCCGGAACCGGCGCACCUACCACUUGGAGAAGGUCCGGCUGGAGCUGACGGAGCUGGAGGCCAUCCGGGAGGACUUCCUGCGUGACCGGGACACCAGCCCUGACAAGGGCGAGCUGGUCAGCGACGAGGAGGAGGACUCCUGA
Molecule: messenger RNA, 2844 nt
Organism: Lipotes vexillifer (Yangtze River dolphin)
Lineage: Eukaryota; Metazoa; Chordata; Mammalia; Artiodactyla; Lipotidae
Gene: TBC1D2B
Product: TBC1 domain family member 2B
Biological process (GO): regulation of GTPase activity
Molecular function (GO): GTPase activator activity; small GTPase binding
Source: RefSeq, a predicted model, not a curated record